AUUUAAGGCUCGCACACGCGAGGCUGCGGAGCUACUUCUGGGGCCUCGCGGCUCGCGAUUGCUGCUUGGGUCGUUCGGGUCUUCUCUUUCCACUAUCCCUCUGCCACCGCUCGGGGACCGCGCUCCCGCCGCGUCCCUCUGCAUCUCUUCUUCUUUUCGGCCUUGAACUGAUCCAGGUGGAAGACAGGUCGGCCCGUGGAAAGCCCCGGAAUAGGUAGAGAUAGGCAGGCAGACGCAACAGGUCGGAGCAGGGAGAGGGUCCCGCGGACCCUGCGCCUCUGCGCGGGGGACCACUGAGGAGGUGUCGGAUCUUGAGGGGUUAGAAGAGCUUCCCUGGUGGGUUUGAUUUUAGCUGUGACCCCCGGCACCACACAACCCCCAGCCGGAGGGUCUUCUUCACUCUCAGCUGGAAGGGGAGAAAGAAUCAGCAGAAUGGUCCACGCCUGCUGAUCCGGACUCCGAGCCAAUCUCAGGUCCACCUCCGACCCUGGGCUCCGACUCCACCAACUAGUUGUGCAGCCGCGGGGACUGAACUUUGGGGGAAUCGGCCCUUCCUCUCCUUCUAAGAUUAUUGGAGGAGCUAGAGGGUGGAAGGCGUAGCGGAGACUGACGACCCCGCCACGAUGUUGGUGAAGAAGCUGACAGGAAAAGGAGGGGAACGAGAGCCUGGAUCUGAAGAUCCGCGCCCCUUGGGACAGCGUUGUGCUGGCACCAUGGCCUCGUGCACGGUCCUGGCGACCCUCUUGUCAGUGGUUGCGGUGGUGUUUUGCUUGUAUCUUGGGGUGAAAACCAACGACCUCCAGGCGAGGAUUGCCGCUCUUGAAUCUGCCAAAGGAACCCCUUCCUUUCGUCCACUGACUGACACCAUGGAUCAGCUGAAGGCUAUGGUUCAGGAGAAAGUGGAGCGUCUCUUGGCUCAGAAAUCCUAUGAACACAUGGCUAAAAUAAGGAUCGCCAGAGAGGCACCUUCAGAGUGCAACUGCCCGGCAGGUCCUCCGGGGAAACGAGGGAAGAGAGGCCGAAGAGGAGAGUCUGGCCCUCCUGGUCAGCCCGGUCCCCAGGGGCCCCCUGGUCCAAAAGGCGAUAAGGGAGAACAAGGAGAUCAGGGGCCUCGGAUGGUGUUUCCUAAGAUCAAUCAUGGCUUUCUCUCUGCUGAUCAGCAGCUCAUUAAACGGCGGCUGAUUAAGGGUGACCAAGGACAAGCAGGGCCUCCAGGACCCCCAGGCCCUCCUGGUCCAAGAGGCCCACCUGGGGACACAGGAAAGGAUGGUCCCCGAGGGAUGCCAGGAGUACCCGGUGAACCAGGGAAACCAGGAGAACAAGGCUUGAUGGGACCUCUGGGGCCUCCAGGACAAAAGGGUUCCACUGGAGCACCUGGGACCCCGGGCAUGAAUGGGCAGAAGGGUGAGCCUGGAUCACCUGGAGAAGCAGGGCAGAGUGGACUCCCAGGACCAAAGGGGGAACCUGGAAAAGAAGGAGAAAAGGGAGAUGCUGGAGAAAAUGGCCCCAAAGGUGAUGCAGGAGAAAAGGGUGAUCCAGGAUCAUCAGCUGCAGGAAUUAAGGGAGAACCUGGAGAAUCUGGUCGUCCAGGACAAAAGGGUGAGCCAGGGCUGCCUGGACUGCCUGGACUCCCGGGGAUCAAGGGAGAACCAGGCUUCAUUGGUCCUCAAGGAGAGCCGGGAUUACCAGGGUUACCAGGAACAAAAGGUGACCGUGGGGAGGCAGGGCCUCCUGGAAGAGGUGAACGAGGAGACCCGGGAGCCCCAGGACCAAAGGGGAAACAAGGUGAAUCAGGAGCUAGAGGCCCAAAGGGGUCAAAGGGUGAUCGUGGAGACAAAGGAGACUCUGGAGCUCUGGGACCACGGGGUCCACCUGGGCAAAAGGGAGAUCCAGGAGCUACUGAGAUCAUAGACUACAAUGGCAACCUCCACGAGGCCUUACAGAGGAUUACCACCUUAACUGUCACGGGCCCCCCUGGACCUCCUGGACCUCAAGGACUACAAGGGCCAAAGGGUGAGCAAGGAUCUCCAGGAAUUCCCGGAGUUGAUGGAGAACAGGGUCUCAAAGGCGCCAAGGGAGAUGUGGGGGACCCAGGGAUGCCAGGUGAAAAAGGAGGAAUCGGACUCCCUGGAUUGCCGGGUGCCAAUGGAGUAAAAGGAGAGAAAGGAGACUCUGGGUUGCCGGGGCCUCAGGGUCCUUCUAUCAUAGGCCCACCAGGCCCUCCAGGUCCCCAUGGCCCGCCUGGCCCCAUGGGACCCCAUGGACUUCCUGGACCAAAGGGUGAACCAGGGUUAAAUGGUGUUAAAGGAUUGAAGGGUGAACCAGGUCAAAAGGGUGACAGAGGACCCCUUGGUCUUCCAGGAGCAUCUGGCUUAGACGGAAAGCCAGGAUCCCGGGGUGCAGAUGGUCCCAUAGGACCCCAUGGCCCAGCAGGUCCCAAAGGAGAAAGAGGAGAGAAAGGAACUGUGGGAGAUCCUGGACCCAGAGGACCCUACGGGCUGCCUGGUAAAAAUGGAGAGCCUGGUCUUGAUGGCUUCCCGGGUCCUCGAGGCGAGAAGGGUGACCUGGGAGAAAAGGGAGAAAAGGGAUUCCGUGGCGUUAAGGGGGAAAAGGGGGAGCCAGGCCAGCCUGGCCUGGAUGGGCUGGAUGCCCCUUGCCAAUUGGGACCUGAUGGAUUACCCAUGCCUGGCUGCUGGCAAAAGUGAUGAAUCUAACCUUCCAAGCAUGAAGUUGUGUAUAUAAUGGUCCACCUGUUAUAUUUAUAGUUGAAAAACUGUGACUCGCAGAUUUUGCAAGUGUGGGAUCUGCUCCCCCCCGGCACUGUUUCUCCCUGGUCACAGUAGUACAGACGCCCAUCUCUUCUCACAUCUGAAACUAGGCAAUGUACAGAAGUGAGGAGGCCACAGGAAAUAUAGCUCAGUGUCUCUAUCUUAUGUGAACAUACGUAUUUAUACGGACAUCAGGGACAAAGAAUGAUUGCUCUCGCUAGUUUCCUAUUUGGAGCUUGUUGAUUGCAUGGACAGAAAGUGCCAUGAAAUAGUUUACAUGAAAUCGUGACCAAAUACGGACUCAAAGCUAAGAACGUGUAGCACACAUUUCCCUAGGAACACCCAUUCACGCCCACCGCACCUACUGAAACUGACUAAAACCAGCAUGACCCCGUGCCAACCCUGCUUGUGCAAAUGCAGACGCUUGCAUGCCGCCUCAGAAGUUCUCUGACUACAGCUGAGCCUUUGUUCCUUUUGUCGUCUCAAGGGGGUUACACCGUGGCUCAUUGCCAAAAAGAGAUAAGUUUCUGGAGAGCGCACACACAGUUGGUCUUAUAUUUUGAGGGAGCUGCAGUCCCGACUGUAGAUCCACAGAUCCUAGCAAUGCGGGCUUCGGUGGCCGCCUUGGUUGAAAAACCGAAGGGUUGAGUGGAUUACUGCCACUUGUUUUCCUUGGGCUGCGCUUGGCAGCGAAGACGUCGGAAGAGGACCCGGUUCAGCAUCCUGCACUGUCUCUUGCGUGACCGAGUUGGAAGGAGAUUUAAAACCACGGAAAUCCAGAGGGGCAGGAAUUGUUUUUCUAGAUGAACUGACUUCCCAUGGGUGUUGAUCUCGGUGCUUUGGGAAAAAGUCAGAGGUAAUGCAACUGUGUUUCGGAGACAGCGGAGCCUUGGAAUGGAAGCCCCUGUUUGUGCAGAUCGAAAGGUGCAGACUUGCCAUCAGAGCUCAGACUGCUGAAGAGAGAUCGUGUCCCGAGAAGGGAUCGGACAGAAUAAGCUGUGUUACAAAUGCCGGAAAAUUCUUAGUGCUGGCUCUACCAAAGGUAGCCGGAAAGUGUCCGUCUCUCCCUUCCUUCUGGGGUUGACACAUACCAGUCGCUUUUUUAUACAAGUUCUAGAAACAAAGUGUAGUUUCCAUUCUCUUGCAUACUGUUUGUUUUCUUAGGAACAGAAACUAUUUGCUUCACUUUGGGCCUCAUAGGUUUUUAAACGUUAUUUUUAAGAAAAGUUUUCAAAUCGUGUAAUGAUUUGAAUCCAAUAGUAAAAAUAACCUUUUACCAUCUCCUUUUUUUGUUUAAGAUAAUUGAAGAGAUUAUAGGAAGGCUUUAUUUUUUUUUACUUAAUUCAUUAUAAAGUAUGACAAUUAAGCAUUUUUUCACUACUUUUUGAUUGACGUUGACAAAUUUGUUAUCAACGUAAAGUCAAGAUUUUAUCACAUUUGAUAGCAUGAACUUGCUUCUUCUAGUUUUUUUUCUAUAUUGAAGUUUAUUUCUCAAGUUUUGUUUUUACAUUUCUAAGUGUUUGUCUUAUCCACAGACCAAAUCUGAGAUCUCAGAAAGCCCUGAAAUAUAGUUGCCAGAAAAGGUCUUGUUUUUAUCGACUUGCUCAAAACAUACCAACGAGACUUAGACUGGGCAAUUCCUUGCUGAAUUUGUGGCAUGUUUUGAAAUGACUUAUUUUAAGUAGAAGGGUGGUCUGGAGAAGCACCAUCCAUGGGAGCAGUUAUCCUAGCCGCCCAUUAGAGAAUUUCAUUUCCCUCGGUAAUUGAAUGUUUCUGGGAACAUUUUGAGCUCAGUGCUUAGAUUUUUCACCACCAGAAGGGAAAUUAGUUCAUGCUUAGGCUUACAAGAACAAAGAUACAAUUUCAAAACAGAUCUUAAGAUGUCUUUCAUAUCGUGUAACCAAAUGCUCAGUCAUACAAAUGAUGUCAUCUUUUUUCUUUGUCAUUUCUGAGAUUAGAAUUUAAAUGUUAGAUCAGACUAUCUAGUAGUACUUCUAAUAACAUUCCACACUCCUAA
Molecule: messenger RNA, 4785 nt
Organism: Myodes glareolus (Bank vole)
Lineage: Eukaryota; Metazoa; Chordata; Mammalia; Rodentia; Cricetidae
Source: RefSeq, a predicted model, not a curated record